CUCUAAGGUCAUAACAAUAAAAAGAAAACUGUCAAAAAUAUGUCACUUAUUUUGUAGAAAUUUCAAACAAUAUUAUUUUUGUGAAUAAAUUGGUGUAAAAAAUAAUAAUUAUAUAAUUUUUGUUAAUAGAUGAGAUAAAUCAUAAUUUAAACCAUGAGUUCUGAGGCAGAGGUUCCACCUAAUCCGCUUAUAAUGAUGAUGAGCAGCCUUACUGCCGUGGAGCCUAAACCCGAAAAUACGGAUAACGACUUUAUAGAAGUCAACAAAGUUAGAAUAAUUCCUUCCUCCCUGUGGUUUAUUGGAGCCUACGAUGGUAAAAAAUUUAAAGAGAAGUUCAGAAUAAUUAAUGUUGGGGAGCGUCCAGCUUUUAUUAGAAUUUUUCCAACAACAUCUACGGCGUUUAAACUAAAGCCAUUGCCAAAGGGAGUUAAGCUUUCAACAGGCAUGAGUAUUAUCAAAUAUGUAAAGUUUACUUUUAAUUCAGCAGUCGCUGUCCCUCAGGCUCUUAUAUACAUAUAUAUCAACGAACAACCCGUUUACUAUCCGAUAGAAGUGCAGAUUGGUGUAUCUCACGUAAAAAUUACACCUAGAAUGUUACACUUUGGAGAUAUAGACAUCGGAACUUCCUCUGAACAAUUAUCCAUGUUUUUAGAAAAUCUGGGCCAAAAAACUGCGCAAUUUACUAUAGAUUUGGGAAGAAAUGAUCUAGAGUUGAUUGUUGAUCCUAUGAGGGGUAUAAUCCAGCCAGGUCACAAGACAGAAGUAAAAGUGGAGAUACUUGGCUCGCGACAGGGAAAAUUCAUAAAAGAAUUUUGGGUAAAAACUGAACCGCUCCAGAGGAUAUGGAUAUCGGGCACUUUUAUUCAGCCAAAAUUAAAAAUUGAACAUCCGGUCACCAACAAUUUCGACCAUAUUGUCAUUGAUUUUCCAAAAACUUACUAUAAUGCCCAAAAUAGUCGGAUUGUUGUUAUUAAAAAUGAAAGUUCAACUAACUCGAUGUUUUGUACUGUAGCUGAAUAUAAGAAAAAUGAAGAUAUUAAAUUGGAUCAUGCUAGAGAACUAAACGAAAAUCUUAAAUUUUUCUGUUUAAACCCAGUAGAAGGACGAUUGUUAAAAAGUCACAAAGCUGCAGUCACAGUUACAUUUGCACCCUACCGUGUGAAAACGUUUCCUCAAAAGUUUUGCAUUAUUUUUAUAAAAAUUAUGAAAAUAAACUAUAGGGAUGGCGUCGUCAAAGGAAAGGAUAUUGAAGUCAAAACCUUCUCAAGUGGAACUGAAGCAGAUCAGUACCAGAUCACCGAUAAUACAAAAUCAACGGAUUCCUUGUACGAUCUGGAUUGGAAAAUUGAAGAUUCAUACAUAAGAAUUUGCUUAUACGGAGAAGUCGAAGAGGUCAACGUAAAAGUAACGCCUUCCACAAUUGACAGAAACAAUUUGCGUGUGAGCGAAGAAUCAAAACUAAACUUUAACAUUAAGAAUAAUUCGCAACAUUUGCCAAUCACAUUUAAAUACGACAAAAUUGCUUGUUUUAAAAUGGAGCCAGCAGAAGCCACUUUAAAACCGCAAUUAUCUACUGACGUUCUAGUAACGUUGAAACCUCACAGUAUGGGACAAUAUUUCCGAAAACUUAAUUUGGUUCUUUAUUUUACGAAUCGGGAUGGAGUCGUGUUCAAAGUUGGAAAUGCCUACUUGCGGGUUUCCUAUACAGUACACUAUGACGAAACGAAACCAAGUAGGAUGACUGAACCAAAAUAUGUAAUGGGGAUAUCUUCUCCUUACUUAAACGACGUUGGUCAUUUGGUAAACGAUGUUAAAUACAAUACAGCAGAUAUUACUAAAUUGCCUGUUCACGCUUUCGUCAAUAAAUCAAAGAUGAAAGAUGUAUUACACGAAACGUGCUCGGAAUUAAUCGCUUUUCCCAAUGACAGACCUCAAUGGUUUCAUCCUUGGCGCAGCGAAACAAAAUGUACUACAAUUUUUACUAAGCUACCAAGAUACAAUGGUCCAUUUGACUAUACUAUGACAUAUACACUUCCCGAAUGGGAGUUUAAAAGAAGAAACACUCAAAAGUAUAUAGAUUACAUGGAAAAUGGAGUCUUAAAACAUAGAGAACAGAACGAAACAAAAAUUCGAAAUUCUUGUUAUCCCACUAGUGAAUCAAAAGUACUGUUAACGAAUGAAAAAUUCCCAUCUUGUCUAUCGGUGUUUUCCAAAACUGAUCAGUGGCCCAAAUUGGUACCAUUAACUCCAGGAGAAUUAAUGGAUAUAGAGAUAACGCCGCGAUAUGUCAUUCUGGGAAAGAUAGCUCCAGAUAUCGUUUGCAACGACUUUUUUGAAAUAAAGAAUAACAACAUAUUCCCAAUUACGAUAGCAAUAAUUGCUCUAAGCAAUUGCGUUAUAGUUAAAGGGAAAAAAAGAUUAAAAAUUGAAGGAAAUAAAUCUGCAAAAUUAUACUUCGAAUGCUAUUCGUAUGGUCUUGGAAAAUAUUACGUUCCAGUCUAUAUAAUUAUAAAUGACUAUCAUAUAUUUGACGCGACUGUGUUCGCAGAAGUGGUACCAACUACAGUCAAAUGUAAAUUGAAAGAAGUUAUGAUAAAUGCUAAAGAUAAUGUAGGUUACUUGGAAUUGUUCAACCCCGUGAACUGUGCAAUAGAUUUCGCCUGGGAGGUGCAAGAAAAGAAUUAUGAUAUAAUGCCAAAAAGUGGAAAAAUUGAGUCAAGAAAAUCUCUUUAUUGCAAAAUCGUUUUUACUCCAAAAAUAGAAUCAGUUUUCAGAACAGAAAUAUAUUUACUUUCACAAAGUGGCGCCAAGCAGAUUGUUAAAGUCUCAAACGAACAAGUUAAAACGGCUGUAAAGUUUAGUGCCCAAGCAAUCGAAAUUAAAAAUAUCCCCCUAAAUAUUACCGUUAGUAGACAAUUGGUAAUUAGAAAUGAAUCAGAACAGGCUAUAGUGUUGUAUGUAAAAAAUCCUGAUCCCAUAAAACAAAUAAACAUUUCUCCAGUUGAAGGCUUCGUAGAAGGCAAAUGCGAUAUUUUCUUCAAAAUAACAGUUCACUUUAAAACUAUCAAAACCUUUAGCUGCACCUUCGAGUUUGUUUUGUUAGAUGGUCGUGAACAUACUAUCAACGUAUACGGCAAUGUGUCUUAUCCCAACCUUAUUUUGGAACCAGAAUUUAUGCACAUACCCAAAAUUAUAACAAGCGCAUACCAACGGCGGAUCUUUAGAAUAAACAACAAUUGCUGGUCAACAACAACAGUAAAAUUUCUUUUGGAGAACUAUCCAGAUCUUUCUGUAACAGAUAUAAACCGUAAAAAAAUAGAAACGGAAAUAACUUUAGCACCCAAGGAUUACGUAGAGUUAUAUUUGGAAUUCCAACCUAAGGAACCUACAGCGUAUACCUUCUAUUUACCGUAUAUAAUAAACAAUUUUCUUGGUCCUCCACUUUUGAAUAAUCCUAAUAGUUUCAAAAUUGGUACCUACUUAGAACCUCCAAGUACAGAGAUUUCCAGACAAAUGCCAACUUUACGGAUAACUUGCGCCGCGGGGGCGCCAUGGUUUAAAUUUUCUGAGUUUGAUUUGAAAUUCACUGAUAAAAAACCGGAAAACAAAUUCCAAGUUACAAAUAUAUCAGCUAUAGCUCACCAAAUUAAAUUUAUAACAGAAGGUUUGGAGAGCUGCUUCGAAGUAAGUGUUCUUUCUAACAAUGGAAAAUAUACAAUACUCGAGAAGUUGAUAAAGGUUUCCCUUGAACCCCAAGAAAAAGUUAUUCUGGGUUUUAUAUUUAAUGCAGAAGAUUACGGAAACUAUGAGAGCGACGUACCAUUUUACGUAAAACGCUAUUUUGAAAACUGCCCUUUUAAUUAUAUAAGAUUGUAUGGUUGCAAAUACAAGCCAACUAUAGAAGCUAAGAACAGAAUGAUAAUGAUACAAACGAUCCCCGUCAAUAAAAUGUUUACAAAAAGUGCUAAUAUAAGUUUAAUAUAUCAUAAAAACGAUUGUGUAGUUAGUUUAGAAAAUAACCACGAAUUCAUAAGAGCAGAACUAAAGGAAUUGAAAGAAAAGGAAACGAUGGAAGUGAUAGUGACUUUUCAUCCAAUGCGCGAAUGUAACGUGGUAUCAGAAUUACUCAUAACAUGUACUUGCAACGCUACUUGUACAAUAUACGUGACAGCAGCAUGCGACAACUGUUCCCUGUUGUCGUACAGACAUAAAAUGAAAUGCUGGAAAGAUAGUAGGUCUUCUGACUGCCAGGAUGCAGAGGUUUAUCUGAGGAAACUCGAUAAAUUAAAUGAAAUAUUAGAAAAUUACAUAUUUAGUGAAGGAUUUUUUUUGACCUACUAUUUUAGAAUUCCAGCUACGAUUUCGAGAUACCCAUACACCAUGUACACUGUUAAGACAGAAUCGAAAGCUCAUAAAGUUCGCAAAGAAAAAAUUGUUCAUCUGCCUAUUGUUACUUUAUUCAAAAAUUUGACUAGCGCUAAUGUUGUACAUCAUAUCAUAGAUGGGGUGAACGCUGCUUCGUUAGACGAGAGACAAGGUACUUCAUAUGAUUACGGAAUAUACAAGAACGUCUUAAGAUAUUUGGAAAGCUACCACGUGUUUGUGAAAAACCUCAAUCCUGAGUUGCUGCUAAAUUAUGACAGAUACAUCGUUUUCAAAACCAUGCUUGUAGAUGAAGAAAAUAUGUCCGGUGAUGAAAUCCUAAGCGAAGCAGAUUUCAAUUUUCUUAGCAGGCAAUGUUGGUUGGAUUUGUUGUUAAAGAUGUUUAAGUUAUUUCACUAUGAUCGCUUACUGAAAAACGAGCCUCCUCUGACCGGUAAAUUGGAAGUGGAUGAUAUUUAUUCAGGAGAGUUUGGAGCUUACUAUUCUAGCCAAAUCGAAUCAUUUCCUUCGGAUACAAACGAAUGCGAAGCGAAAUUAAUGCUUUGGGUCGAGUUUCAUUACAAAGAACAAAAGGGUAAACUGUGGCCCGACAAAGAUUUACCCGAUAGAAAAAUUCGAGAUCUAAGCAAAGAUGUUAGAGAUAGCUUACCAAUAGCUACUCUUAUGGCUGCUUAUUGUCCCUAUUUAUGCAAUAUAUUUAGGGACAUUUAUUUUGAAGAAUCUGAUAUAACCGGUCAUUGUCCGUUACAUCACAACGCUUGUUUAAUUUCUGAAGCUUGGAACAGACUCGAUUUGUCCUUCAAGAUAUCAACAAACAGCAUUUUUGAACCUACAAAUACAGAGAUGCUGUUUUUGUUGUCAUACUUAUACGUUGUAAUUCCAAAUUAUUAUCCGUUAGAGACAACCACUAUAAAAUCCCAUUUAGGCAAGACGUCUUCCGCUAAAGUGAUUCUAAAAAAUUCCGGACCUGUAGCUAUCAGUUACUACCCUAAAUUAUUUUUGAACGAUACUGAGAGCUUCCAUAUUGAUUCUAAUCAUAUAUUGAUACCAACAAAAGGCGAAAAAGCCGUACUUGUUUCUUAUACAGCAAAACAAAUUAUCAAAGAGCAAGCAGUCUUGGUAUUUUCUGGAGAAUCUGGCGGUGAAAAAUUUUCGAAAGGAAUGGCUAUAAACCUCAUUGGUAUACCGGAUAUUUUAUAUUAUACACAGGAAUUCAAAGUUAAAGUAGAGCUCUACGAGACUGUCUCAAAAACGAUAAAUGUGAUAUCGCCUUACGCCCAAUCGUAUCACGCGAAUACAUACUUUUAUUUAUUUCAAGAAGGAAAACCUCCAUUAACAAUGAACGAUUUUGUUUCUGUGAAUGCUCUGCCCGGUUUACCCAGACAGUUGGAACUAGAUGGUGUAUGCGCAUUCAAUGACGAAGGAAUGCACAAGUUAACAAUAAAAAUGUGCUUCGUAGCUUUAGGUGACUGGAUUUACUAUAUUUACUUUUUAAAUAAAGAAGUGGGAAUCUUUUCCAUGAAAAUUAUGAUACGAGCUGAAUUAACGCAAGACAUACACGAAACUUUACCAGUUAAAAUACACACAAAUUUUGAUCCGAGUGCUCGUUGCAAAUGUAAACCUCAUGCCAAAAAUCUACUUUGUCCUCGAAUACUUUACGCCGAUAUUCCCUUUCAAAACAAAUAUCUUUUAGAAGGCUUACGAAAUAUGAUAAAGAUAUACGCCAAGCCAGAUGAAAUUGAAUUUUGGAAUACACAUUUAGUGUUUUCGAAAGGUUUCCAUAUUUUUAGAGCUUACUUAGAAAAUACAUACCACGACGAUCUUGUACCAUUUAGCAAAGUGUUAUACCCGACCGUAUCUUUUAAUACCAGUAGAGUCAGUAAUCGCUUUUCGGUGGAACCAACUAUACAUUUUGAGGACACAACUUCGCAAGGCACUUACAGAUUAUUAAUACAUUGGGACUCGAGCGAGACUCCAGAUCAAGAAAAUUUAUAUUUACUGGCACAACAUGGACUAGAACCGAGAAAUUACAGACUGAAAUUUUGGAGCAGAGAAACCAAGACGUAGGAAGAAGGAAAAUGAUUACUUAAUAAUUUUUUAUGAUUUGGUAUAGUUAAAAAGUGUGCAAAUACUGGAUGUGAUAUAUUCUUCUGUACAAGCCUUGAAUUUUGUACCAAAUGAAAGAUAAGGUGGUGAUGUGGAAGAGUUGUGGUAAAGAUGACUAAGAAUUUUAUAUCCUAUCACUAAACUGUUUGUUUUUUUUCUAUAUUUAUUUAAUGAGGUCAUACAUUUUGAUUAUUUUUAAUUUGAUGGUUAUUCUUUUGCUUUCAAAAUUUAAAUUAGUAUAUUUAGGUACGCAUAAGUAUCGAACAGAAGAGGUGCGUGUUGAGUACACCAAAAUAUGAUGAUUUAAAGUAAUUUACCUUUAUACUAAGUUGUACUUAGAAAAAAUUUAAUAUCUCAACUGUUUAAAAUAAUCUAUAUUUGGUACAUUAUCUAAGCGCUUUAAAAGCCUUAAUUUAAUGGGUGAGUAAGAAUUAAGGUUACCCCAAAACCACAUCUUAAAAUAUUUCAAUUAUUUCUUACUUGCCCCCAAAUGAAGCCCCUCAUGAAGCAUCUAAAUAAUUUAAAAUAUAGAUUUUUUUAAGUUAAACUGAUGCAGAGAUAUUAAUUUUUUUUUCGAAAUGUAUGGCCCCACUUUAGGUCCCCGUAACUCCUUAAGGGUACAACUUGGUAUAGAGAUUAAUUGCGUUAAAACAUCAUAUUUUGGGGAACCCAAUACGCAUCUGUUAUGCGGAACACCCUGUGUAAUAUCUAGAUAAAUACUAAUGAAAUCAAUUUAUUACCAUAAAGCGGGGUUACUUUGGCAGGUUUUGACCUAUUUUGGAACUCGUAAGUCAGAAACUGAUAGGAAAAUCAAACUUCUUAAAAUUGCAUCGUAUCUUGUGCCCAAUUGACAAUAGAUCACUUAAAUAUGGUUCGUUUUCAUGAACCGCCUGUUGGAAAAAAAUAUUUGUAAGCAGUUUUUUGGGGCUACUUUGGCAGCACAUGCAAAUCUUUUUUGCGCCAAUGUAGAGGCUGUAUAAAACCUUCUUUUGUACAAAAUAUGAUAAAGGACGGAGGCACAAAAAGGCAGCUUUGAGUUUGGUCCAAAUAUAUUUUAUAGUUCCGAAGUUAUUGAAGUUAGAAUGCAUUUCUUUUUAAGAAAUCAUUAAUUUAUCCAACCAUUAUAAAAUAACUAACUAAGAAAUUAUUUCUAUACGAAAAUAAACAUAAAUUCUUAAAAAGUUUAAUAAGGAACAUAAAAAACUAAAUAUUCAACACAUCAUGAAGUCUUUUACAAAGAAAAAUCCGCAUCUUUUAAAGAGUUAUCACUGUCAAAAUCUUCGUUUCUACAGAGAGCACAUUUAUAAAAUGGGUCCGUGCUCGCUUCAUUGCAAAAGCCCCAAUUCCAUUGUUUGCAUUUCUUAC
Molecule: messenger RNA, 7854 nt
Organism: Psylliodes chrysocephalus
Lineage: Eukaryota; Metazoa; Arthropoda; Insecta; Coleoptera; Chrysomelidae
Source: the annotation of a GenBank genome assembly